Molecule: messenger RNA, 4343 nt
Organism: Grus americana (Whooping crane)
Lineage: Eukaryota; Metazoa; Chordata; Aves; Gruiformes; Gruidae
Gene: EHF
Product: ETS homologous factor
Exons: 10
Coding region: 142-1062 (306 amino acids)
Biological process (GO): regulation of transcription by RNA polymerase II; cell differentiation
Cellular component (GO): nucleus
Molecular function (GO): DNA-binding transcription factor activity, RNA polymerase II-specific; sequence-specific DNA binding
Source: RefSeq, a predicted model, not a curated record
ACUCCUGGGAGUCUGUAGGAGACAUAACCUAGUACCUGUGUUUACCCAACCUACUGUUCUGUAGACAGUUUUCCCAUUGCCUCAGUUAAGGAUUUCCACUCCAGAAUCUGCAGCUAAAUGAGACAAUGAAACCAGUUCAUAAUGACAGAAAUGAACCUUGAGAUCAUGAUUUUGGAAGGAGCUGGCAGAAUGAGUAUCAAUUCCAGCAGCAAUCUACUCCACCAGCAGCCUUCCUGGACAGACGGAUAUUCCACAUGCAAUGUGUCCAGCAGCUUCUAUGGAACCCAGUGGCACGAAAUACACCCACAGUACUGGACUAAAUUUCAAGUCUGGGAGUGGCUGCAGCAUCUCCUUGAUACCAACCAACUGGAUGCCAACUGCAUACCUUUCCAAGAGUUUGAUAUCAACGGGGAACAUCUGUGCAGUAUGAGCCUGCAGGAAUUCACUCAGGCAGCUGGGACGGCAGGGCAACUGCUUUACAGCAACCUUCAGCACCUAAAAUGGAAUGGCCAGUGCGCAAGUGACAUGUACCAAUCUCAUAAUGUCAUUGUGAAGACAGAGCAAACAGAUCCAUCAUUAAUGGUGUCCUGGAAAGAAGAGAAUUAUCUAUACGACAGUGGCUAUGGUAGCACAGUAGAGCUAUUUGACAGUAAAACAUUCUGUCGUGCUCAGAUUUCCAUGACGACACCUAGUCACCAGCCUCCUGAUUCUUCAGAUGUGAAAAAAUCGCAAGAUCAUACCCCAAAGUCCCACACCAAGAAACACAACCCUCGAGGAACUCAUCUUUGGGAAUUUAUUCGAGAUAUUCUUCUCAGUCCUGAGAAAAACCCAGGAUUAAUCAAGUGGGAAGACCGGUCAGAAGGUGUCUUCAGAUUUUUAAAAUCCGAAGCUGUGGCUCAGCUAUGGGGAAAGAAGAAGAACAACAGCAGCAUGACUUAUGAGAAACUCAGUCGGGCUAUGAGAUACUAUUAUAAAAGAGAAAUCCUGGAGCGUGUGGAUGGUCGGAGAUUAGUGUAUAAAUUUGGAAAGAAUGCCCGUGGCUGGAGAGAAAAUGAGAAUUAAAUAUGUCAAGAAAUAACAUUAAAAACACCUGAAUGUAAAUAUUCAAAGACUAUUUUCUUAUAUUUAUGUACCAAACUGCGAUGAAAAACCAAUUCUACUUACGUUGGGAAGAAGGAACAUUAUCAUUAUUGGUAUUAAAAUUAUUUUAUUUUGAAGUAUGUCCUGUAUGGGGAAAACAUGUACACAGUUUUCUGUGAUAUAAGAUAACAUUAUAGAAUGAUGAUUAUUUUUCCCUUCUUGUGAAGUUUUUCUCUUUCUUUUUAAAUCAUACAGGCAUAAUGUGAUUUAUGACAAUGCUGUGAGUCAUGCAAAGAAAGGGAAGGAGCAAAAUACUAGGGCAUUUAGGGAGUAUGAUAAUCCACUGUGGAAGGCAACCGUAAGUAGUGGAAAUAUAAAGCAUCUCUGAGCCAAGUAGUCUUCCAUAGUCAGCUGAUUUAUAGCUUUCAUUGGCCAAUAUCACCUGUUCCUUCCCUCCUCUGAUGUCUGAGUGUUUUAACACUUUGCUGGCUUCCAGUUGCUUUUGUUGAGUCAGACUGUGGGUUCCUCUUCAGUUACUUAUCCCAGCCACAGAGAGCAGUGACUCUGCGAGGUGGCUGUCAGCAUUCAUUUGGAGAAUCCAUACUACCUCCACCGCUGGGACCUUCUUUUGUAGGCAGAAGUUUAGGAACUGACCUUGCCUGGUACUGAGUAUCCUCCCUAAUCUCCAAAGGGCAUUCAGCUUGUUCCACGAAAAGGGCUAUUUGUUUUUCACUAACAACUUUGAGGUGAACUGCAGGAAGAGAGUCAAUUUCAGAAGCUAUUGAAGGAAGAUGAUUGUUUUCUGACUGGGCAAACUUACUAAAAAGCACCAGUUUCCCAGUAGAAAUAUUAAUAGUCCUCCCACCCUCUCAUAUUCCUUAUUAAAGCAUUCAAAUCCAUGCUAUAUGAAGCAGUGAGGAGAUGGGCAAGCAGAACAUAUAUUAAUCCCAUAGCAUGAGGGAGCAGUCUCCCCAGUUCCUUCAAGUCAAAUGGUCCUCCUAGCAGGUCAAGUCUCACUUGAACAGGUACUUUCAAAAAACCUUUGAGAAAUGCAAAGCUCCAUUGCAUGUAAAAUAUUAGUUCCCUUUGCUUUUCUCAAGUCUAACUCUAUAUUUUAUUUGUAUUUGUCAGCUGUGCUUGGGAUUCUUAGUUGGAGAAAAAAACAUCAACAUAAGGACAGUGAGAUUUUGGGGACACUCAGAUCUAGGUCAGUAUUUUGGGCUCAUCUCUAGCAGUGCUAUACAGAGACUGAACAUUCAUUGGGGAAGUAAAAACUAGAGGAGGCAGCACUUUACCAGGUCACUGAGUACAUGAGAUGUGGGAGUUGAGAAACAGGAUCUUCUUGGUGAUGUUAACAGAGGUGAAACCAAGAUCAAUUCCAACUCACUUUUUCAGGGAUGGGGAAUUUGGAAAACAAUAACAGGGGCUGAGAAGUCCAGGACAAAAAAAAAAUUAAAAAAAAAAAAAAUUAAGAGUAUUAAAUCCAUCCAAUAUCCAUUUCCUCAGGUGUCCCCUGGAUUUGAAUCCAUAUUAGCUUGAAAUGCAGCAAGGUGCAGCUGGAGGUUGUAGAGUAUUCCAUUUUUUGUUUGUCUUAAAAGGAAAUAGAGAUGAAACCAAGAGACAACAGGGUAUCAAAUGUGCUUAGCAACAAUUUGUAGGCAAACAUGAGAGCCUAACUCAUUAUCUACACAUGUAGGGCAUGUCAAACAAUAACACCACCUCCUACACUGUGUAUGCCAGAGCUGUCACCAUCAAUUACCCAUACAUGACAAUUUUUACUUUUCAUAACCGGGGUGGAGAGAGAUUCCUCUUAUUUACAAAUCAAAUAAUAAGCCUCUGUACUUCAAAGAAUAUUUUUCUUUUCUUUCAGUCUCUUUUUUUUUAACUGACUGUGCUAGCCUUGCUUGCUUUUGCGCAACUCAAUAAUUUCAUUUUUUUUAUCUUGAUUAGCUACAUUCCACUUCUUUUACCAUCAUUUUGUAGUUCAUAUAACAAGAACCAGGCCACCAGGUGAGGAGAGCACCUUCACUUUGCUCCAAAGACUGUUCCUUUCUCCCACCUCACAGUCCUUUGCCCCAUGCUCUUCACCGUAUCCCCUCCCUUGUCCCCCCCAUUCCACACUUUGGGUGAAAAUCCAAAAUCAGUGGUAUCGUCGCAAAUCCACAGUACUGUUGUACCUUGUCUCAGGUUAACAAACAUCUUACAGCAACUGACUGCAAUAUCUUCAUAAAACUGCCUUCUACCAGAUCUCUCAUCAAACUUCUUGGGAGAUAACAUGAACUUGUGAUAUACACGUGUCACCACUUGGUUACCGAGCAGCAGCUAAACCUGCUUUUAAAGGUUUUGAAAGAUAAAGCUUUAUUUAGAAGUGUACUGUAUAAAUCUAGACAGUGAUUUGCAUUGGAGUGCAGUAUAAAUGCCAGUCUUCCACUAGCACGUCUUUCAGCACAUGGAAAUCAUGCAAGUUUCUAUUCCCACUCUGCAGAACUUUUCAGACUAGGUACUUGUCAUUCAACAUUACAAUAGCACAAAGUUGGAACAGAAACCAGCCAACAUUUACUCUGUUUUACAAAUAUAUUAACCUUUGCCUAAGACAAACACAAAGGACGGUUUAAAACUACAGUUCUUGCCAAGGAUAGAUGUGACAAACCAAAGGGAGUCUUUUUACCAGACCUAAGCAAAUGGAUAAAAUGAAGAGAUGAAUGUUUAUGUAAAUUACUAUGUAAACAAAAAAGCAUUUCUGAUUGCUCUUUUAUUUUAUAUUUCAGAGGCUGAGCAAUCAUAUUUUAAAUGUAUCCUUUAAGUUAGCAGCUGCUGAACUGGUAGCACCAUGUGUAUAGAUUUUUAUUGUACCAUAAUUUUUCAUAUGUAUAAAGCUCUAAAUAGGAAAGUAUAUUAUAUUUAUAUAGUUACAUGCAAAUCACAAUGUCAAAGGUGUUGGCACAAGCACUCUCAAAGUAUAUUUUCUGCACAAAAUUAGAGCAACUUACUCUAAAAACAUCCUGAGAAAUUGUAUGUAGGCUGGUGAACUACAUAGACAUUAAAAUGUUUAGUUACAUUUUCUUCUUUCUUUCUGCAGCACAUUGCAUAAUACUGCUUGCUUCUCACAGCAUCAUCUUCAACGUAUAUGUGUGGAUACAAAUCCACGUUAGAUAUUUCACUAUUGCCAUUGUAAAUCUCAGCUUGGAGACUAUGUAUCACAAAAUGGUUCUAAAGACUGUUUCUAUUUUUGUGGGUAUGAUAUAAAUUCAAAUAAAACUCAU